Molecule: messenger RNA, 1301 nt
Organism: Cucurbita moschata (crookneck pumpkin)
Lineage: Eukaryota; Viridiplantae; Streptophyta; Magnoliopsida; Cucurbitales; Cucurbitaceae
Product: protein CHLOROPLAST IMPORT APPARATUS 2-like
Exons: 2
Coding region: 225-1142 (305 amino acids)
Biological process (GO): regulation of DNA-templated transcription
Cellular component (GO): nucleus
Molecular function (GO): protein binding
Source: RefSeq, a predicted model, not a curated record
GUCCACGUGUGAAGAGACCAAAUGCAUCACAUCAUGUUUUAAUAUCAGAUGGCUGACUCAUCUCCAUUCAACCCAUUUCCUUUUCGCUUUUUCCCCAAAGUGGGUCCGUCUCUUAUUGCCUCCAUGGCUUCGCUUUUUCUUCCCCCUUUUUUAAACCUAUUUUGAUUACCCAAAAGAGCUAAAUUUGUUUGUCCAUCAGUUUUUUGGACUCAGGAGGCUCAGAAAUGUGCAUCACCAACACAAUCAACAACGAAAACACCCACGAUUCUGUAAUCCAACGCCCAAUUCGUAAAUCCAGAACCAAGACAAGACGACCCAAAUUUCUCAGCCUUCGAUCGGAGCUUAUUUCGCCCAGAAUUUCCCAAAUUUCCCCGAUGACACACGACCCAUCAGCGCCGCCGCCGCAGAAACAGCUUACUCUGUUUCCCCUGCAUCCGGAGAAUUUGGUGGAGGACAGAGAGGAGAACGUGGCGUUGAUGUUCGAGAACGACGUCGUGAGCAGCUGCUGCAGCUUAGGGAGUUUCCUUCCGACUUACCACAACGACAUGUCGUCAGAGGAAGAGUCGCGUAAUUUAGCAGAGGAGGCGGCGCUUGUACGGACGGCGAUGAGGAGUCGGGAGAGGGAAGCAGGGGCAGAGGAGAAGUGGGUUUGUUAUUCGGAGGUAGUGGAGAAGAAGGAGGAGCCGUCAUGGACGGCAGCGGCGGCGGCGGCGGAGGAGGAGGAGGAGGAGGUAGAGGAAGUGACGAGCACGGCGACAAAGAAGAAGAAGAAGAAGAAGAAGGUGGAGAUGAGGGGGAAACAGCUGAGGUUGAAGCUUGAUUACGAGGGGAUUUUGAACGCUUGGUCGGAUAAAGCUCCGCUUUUUAUCAAUGGAGAAUCGCCGCAGACUGUGCCGAAUCUUCACGAUGAUGGGAGUGCUUGGGAGGAGAAUCGGAGAUCAAAAAUGGGGAGCGAAGGAGGAGGGAAUGUGUGGAAAGUGCCGGAGAUUGGAUGGAAGGUGGGUGGCAGAGAGGCAAGUGUCUUGAGAUACAAAGAGAAAAGGCAGAGCAGGCUGUUCUCCAAGCGCAUUCGGUAUCAAGUUAGAAAACUCAAUGCUGAAAAACGUCCAAGAAUGAAGGGUCGCUUUGUGAAAAGAAACUGAGAAGGUUUAGAGACAUUAUUUGGAGAUAAGGGCAUUCAGGGAAAUGUCUUCUCUUUUCUUUAUUUUCCACAAUUUCAAUGUCUUUUUUCCCCCUCUUAAAGAUCAUGUUGCUUUAAGAAAAUAUAAUUAAUGUUAAAUAAAAAUGUUUAUCAAGAAAAA